UUAUUUUUUAAUUUUCAGGCAAAAGCAGCAUGUGUAUUGAUUGAUUUAUGCUUUGGACCAUUAUCACCAUGGAUAUAUACAAUUACUGCAAAGGUUGAUCUUGCAAUCGAACUUCCGGAGGACCUCUUGGUGUUAUUCAAGAUAGGAUGAAGAUGUUGAAAGUAAUAGCCAGAACUGUUGGAUUGCACCGUCUGAUCUCGUUAAAUUUUUAUCCGUUUCUUCAAAAAUAUGUUCAGCUGUCCAGGCCUGCCAUGAUAUGGUUGUGCUUUUUUUACUGUAGAUUUUCUAAGCGUUCAUAGUCAAGGCAUGCUGUUCCCAGUUCUGUUCUUCAGAUAGAAGAACUCAUCGAAGCUGUUUUUAUUUGAAUAGUACCUCCUGAUGCGGUUGAACCCUUAUUUAAACAAAUUGUGAAUCAAUUUGUGCAUGAUCGUUCUCGCACAGAGGUCAUUGCUGUUGGGCUGAAUGUUGUGAGGGAGAUCUGUAUCAGGAUGCCUUUGUUAAUGAAUGAAGAUCUGCUUCAAGACUUGGUCUUGUACAAAAAAUCACAUGAGAAGGCAGUUUCUUCAGCAGCUCGCUCCUUGAUAACUUUAUUCAGAGAGAUAUGCCCUUCUUUAUUGGUCAAAAAGGACCGUGGCCGUCCGGUCAAUCCCAAAGCAAGGCCAAAAGCAUAUGGAGAAGUUAGUAUAGCUACUGAUGUGCCUGACAUAGAGUUGCUGGAACACGUUGAUAACUCGAUGACUGACAGUUCUGAUGCUGAGGCUUCUGCAUCAGAUUUGGAUGAUGAAUAUAACAGUGAUGCUGAGACAGAGAAAGAGGAUGAUUCUUUGGAAGAUGAAGAAGAGGAUGAUGAGGUUUCAGAUGAAAAAAAUGAAGAAGAUUUAGGUAACAGUGAUAACAUUGAUGGGGAGGAAGAUGAUGGUGAUGAUCUUGAUGAUGAUAUUGAUGAGAAUGCUGCCUAUGAUGAAUAUGAUAGUGAUACUAAAGAAGAUGUGGAUCUUAGUGAUGAUAAUAUGGAUAUCUCCAGUGAGCUAGAUGCAUCAAGGAAAAAGUCUUCUAAUGACAUCUGCAAUGAUGAUGACCUCAGUAAUCAUGAAUGCGCUUGUGAUGACAACGAUGAAAUAAAGGAAAAAGAGAAGGCCAAAUCAAAGAAGAGGAAGUUUGCGGAUUAUGUUGGACAACUGAAUACUUCAAAAUCAAGUCUUCGCACCCUUAAAAGACUAACAAUGGCCAAGAUGUCACAGAAAGCAUCAGAUGAAACAGAUGGAAUUCUUUCUAAUGAAGAUUUUCAACGUAUAAAAGAGUUGAAGGCAAAGAAAGAAGCAAAGCUGGUUAUGGCUCAGCAAGGUCUUUUGAGAAAGGGUAUAGACUCGAAAGUCUCAUCUUUCAAAAUUCCCUCUUCUGAGCAAUUAAGUAUAAAGCCAGUGGAUCCUGCUAUGCUAGAGGUCCACAUUAAAAGAAAGCUUAGCAAGGAGGAACGACUGGCCCUAGUAAGAGCUGGGAGGGAGGAUAGAGGAAAGUAUCAGGCCAGAACUGCUGUGAAACAAAAAAAGACGGGUGGUCUAAGCAAUCGCCAAAAGGAACAUAAAAGGAAGAUGCCUCUUUUUGCCAAAAGAGCAAAAGUAGCUCGCUCUAGGCAGGAUAAAAAACAGCGGCAAAGGCGGUCAGGCAAGCAGUUCCAGGGAAGGAAAGCAUGGAAGUGACAAAAUUUCAUAGCUUCCUAAAAUUUCAUGGCUUCGUAAAGUGACAAGAUUUCGUAAAAUUUUGACCCCAUGCAGUUUCUUCCAUUAGAAAAUUUCAUUUCAAAAGUUAUGAUUUCUGCUUAGAAUUUUGAUUUAUUUUCUUCUGUUGUGUAAAUCUUUAGCUGAUUUCAGAUGAGCUAUAUGUAAAUCAAAGCUGCCUUUUGUCUUAGUUGAAUGCUGUUGCAAGGAAAUAGAGCAACAGAUUUUAUUGAUUGUGUUUCAA
Messenger RNA from Musa acuminata AAA Group (dessert banana), 1962 nucleotides. RefSeq lists its product as uncharacterized. Bases 489 to 1700 code for a protein of 403 amino acids. Gene Ontology annotation, biological process: ribosomal large subunit biogenesis; ribosomal large subunit export from nucleus. Lineage: Eukaryota; Viridiplantae; Streptophyta; Magnoliopsida; Zingiberales; Musaceae. Gene Ontology annotation, cellular component: nucleolus. The transcript has 10 exons. The record is from RefSeq and is a predicted model, not a curated record.